GGACUCACGUGAAGCGGUGCGCACUUCGUAGCCCUUCCAUUCCCUUCCCUCCCUCCAGGCUCUGGGGCCACAGCCCUCCUCCUGAACGGCGGCGUCAUGAAGGAGACGCCGUUAUCUAAUUGCGAGAGGCGAUUCCUGCUCCGGGCCAUCGAGGAGAAAAAGCGCCUUGAUGGUCGACAGACCUAUGACUACAGAAACAUCAAAAUUUCAUUUGGAACAGACUAUGGCUGCUGUAUUGUGGAACUUGGGAAAACAAGAGUUCUUGGGCAAGUUUCCUGUGAACUUGUUUCUCCAAAGCUCAAUCGAGCAACAGAAGGUAUUCUUUUCUUUAACCUUGAACUCUCUCAGAUGGCCGCUCCAGCUUUCGAACCUGGCAGGCAAUCAGACCUUUUGGUGAAGUUGAAUCGACUUCUGGAAAGAUGUCUAAGAAAUUCAAAGUGUAUAGACACUGAAUCUCUCUGUGUUGUUGCUGGUGAAAAGGUCUGGCAAAUCCGUGUGGAUCUACAUCUCUUGAAUCAUGAUGGAAACAUUAUUGAUGCUGCCAGCAUUGCAGCCAUUGUGGCACUGUGUCACUUCAGGAGACCUGAUGUGUCUGUCCAAGGUGAUGAGAUUACCCUGUAUGCGCUGGAGGAACGAGAUCCUGUACCUUUGAGUAUACAUCACAUGCCCAUCUGCGUCAGUUUUGCCUUCUUCCAGCAAGGAACUUACUUACUGGUGGAUCCCAACGAACGAGAGGAACGCGUCAUGGAUGGCCUGCUUGUGAUUGCUAUGAACAAACACCGGGAGAUCUGUACCAUCCAGUCCAGCGGGGGGAUCAUGCUGCUCCAAGAUCAGGUUUUGAGAUGUAGCAAAAUCGCUGGCGUGAAGGUGGCGGAGAUCACAGAACUCAUCCUGAAAGCCUUAGAGAAUGACAAGAGAGUGAGGAAAGAAGGCGGAAAGUUCGGCUUUGCAGAAUCAAUCGCAAACCAGAGGAUCACAGCUUUCAAAAUGGAAAAGGCCCCUGUUGAUACCUCGGAUGUGGAAGAGAAAGCAGAAGAAAUCAUAGCUGAAGCUGACCCUCCUUCAGAGGCUGUUUCUAAACCGGUGUUAUGGACUCCUGGGACUGCCCAGAUUGGAGAGGGGAUAGAGAGUUCCUGGGGUGAUCUGGAAGAAGAAGAGGAAGAAGAGGAAGGUGGCAGUGAUGAAGUCACCAUUCUCGACAGUGUCAAGAUGGAAACCGAAGACCCGAAUGUAGGCAACCACAUCAGUGAUGCCUCCCUAACUGAAUGUUUGGGUUUUUCUCAUUUCUUAGAUACUCCUAUAGUUCUGUCAGAUAGUGAAGAAGAUGAAAUCAUCAUUUUAGAACCCGGAGAAAAUCCAAAGAAAACAAGAAUGCAGGCCAACUCCAAACAGGAAAAAGUCUCAAGUAAAAAAGCAGUUAGAAAGAAAAAGAAGAAGAAGCCUGCUAACUAAAAUUUCCCAAAUACACUGUUGGAAGGUAUAUUUAGGACUAUUGCAUAUUUUCACAUGUAUUUUUCUUGAUUUAAAAUAAAGCAUCUAGAAAACA
Messenger RNA from Gracilinanus agilis (Agile Gracile Mouse Opossum), 1546 nucleotides. RefSeq names its product exosome component 9 (gene EXOSC9). The record is from RefSeq and is a predicted model, not a curated record. Gene Ontology annotation, cellular component: cytoplasmic exosome (RNase complex); nuclear exosome (RNase complex). NCBI's taxonomy places the organism in Eukaryota, Metazoa, Chordata, Mammalia, Didelphimorphia, Didelphidae. Bases 97 to 1452 code for a protein of 451 amino acids. Gene Ontology annotation, biological process: nuclear mRNA surveillance; exonucleolytic trimming to generate mature 3'-end of 5.8S rRNA from tricistronic rRNA transcript (SSU-rRNA, 5.8S rRNA, LSU-rRNA); U1 snRNA 3'-end processing. The transcript is spliced from 12 exons.